Manihot esculenta (cassava) is the source of this 1032-nucleotide messenger RNA. Its product is annotated as ethylene-responsive transcription factor 9. Lineage: Eukaryota; Viridiplantae; Streptophyta; Magnoliopsida; Malpighiales; Euphorbiaceae. Gene Ontology annotation, molecular function: DNA binding; DNA-binding transcription factor activity. The transcript has a single exon. Gene Ontology annotation, biological process: regulation of DNA-templated transcription. Bases 80 to 727 code for a protein of 215 amino acids. The record is from RefSeq and is a predicted model, not a curated record.
GCCUCUCUUCGAAAACCACCGUACAGACCCCACCGUUCUCUCUACACAAGCAAAGAAAUCGUAAUAGAUUCUAGCGAAAAUGGCUCCCAAGGAGAAGAAUAACGCCACCGCCGGUCUCAAGAAAGGCAGCAGCAUCAAUAAAGAUAAGAAGGAGAUGCAUUACAGAGGUGUUAGAAAGAGGCCUUGGGGCCGUUACGCCGCCGAGAUUCGUGAUCCCGGUAAAAAGAGUCGGGUCUGGUUAGGCACUUUUGACACGGCUGAGGAGGCAGCUAGAGCUUACGACAAAGCGGCGCGUGAGUUCCGUGGUUCUAAAGCUAAGACUAACUUCCCUUUGCCUGACGAAAUCAUUCCAAUCAACAUCACCAAGGUCGUUAACCAUGUUAAUAACCAGAGUCCUAGUCAGAGUAGCACAGUCGAAUCCUCCAGUCCUCCGGCGGUGGUGCGUGAAGUCACGAGCAAACUCGGUGCCGUGAGUGGGGUGGUGGGAAGGUUCCCGUUUGUUUAUCAACAGCAGAACGUCGUGGGUCCUGUUUGGUUUUUUGACGGGAGUACUGUUAGGCCCGAGUUUGUGACUCAGCAAUUCCCAGCUGUCCGGUUUGACCCAGUGGGAGUGGAGUUAAAUGGUGGGUUGAGUGGGAGUCAGAGUGACUCGGAUUCGUCAUCUGUGGUGGACUGCAAACCAACGAGAGACAUCGAUCUUAAUCUGCCUCCAUUGGAGGACGCUUGAUCUAAUUUAUUGAACUGAUUUUUCAGAUGAAUAACUCAUUUAUGAUUACUAAUCAUCUGUAUCUUUGAGAAUUAUAGAAGGAAAUUAAUUACGAUGAUGAUAAUUUAGGAUGAGUUCUGGGUUAUCAUUGAAUGUAAAUAAGUUAGGAUCGAGUUUUUUUUUUUUUUUUUUUUAAUGCAACUGAGAGAAAUAUUUAUAUUUUCUCUUUGAGUUGCUUUUGUUGUAGGCUUACGUUAAUUCUACAAGUUUUUUUUUUCAAUUGACAGCAAUUAACUGCUGAAUUUAUUCAUGAUGUUGCUUAGUAU